This is a messenger RNA of Sceloporus undulatus (fence lizard), 1964 nucleotides long. Its product is annotated as tetraspanin-15-like. Gene Ontology annotation, cellular component: membrane. The coding region runs from base 656 to 1651 and encodes 331 amino acids. The record is from RefSeq and is a predicted model, not a curated record. NCBI's taxonomy places the organism in Eukaryota, Metazoa, Chordata, Lepidosauria, Squamata, Phrynosomatidae. The transcript has 8 exons.
GCCGCCGCCUUGGCUAGCCCUGGACUCUGUGCUCCAGACACUUUGGCAAAGCAUUGAAGGCCCUUUAGAAAGCGCCAAGUGCCCUUUUGGCCCAAGGGCUGAGUGAGGGCCCUGGGCAAAGACUCCUCCCUUUGGGUGCUGUGAGCCGCCUUUGGCCAAGGGCCUAUUAUUGGGAGAGAAGCCGAGGCUCCUGGGACCGGAGGGCCCCCUUUCUGGGCCAGGCAGGGGUCCGGAGGAGCCCCGAGGGGAACCAAUCAGGCCGGCUCCCUUCUUGUGCCCUGCUCCGGGGAGAGAUGCCCGGGUCUGCGGAGGAAGAAGAGCAGUUCCUGGGCUUCAGCCACCCUUUCCUGGCCCCAAACGACCGCCCCUACUGCCGCCGCCGCGGAACUGGAGGCUGGGAAAGGCCGGGCGUUGGCUCGAGAGAGAAAGGUCCCGUCGUCGUCAGGCUCCUUGGCGGGGCUCCAAAUGGAGGACCCCGGGCAGAAGGCGGGCCUGGAGGACGGGUCCGGGAAAAGGAGGACGCCGGGCCCAGCAGCCCAGCCUUUCUCUCCCUGCUGCUGCUGCUGCCGCUGCCGCUGCCGCUCUUGCCUCGGCCUUUGCUUUCGCUUGGGGCCCCGAAGCCCAGGAGGAGGAAGGGGCUCCGGAGGGAGCAGCCAUGGAGCCCGGGAGGAGGAAGGAGAAGGGGCCUCCCCGGGCAGAGGAGUCCUGGUCUGGCUACUACUGCCUCAAGUUCGCCCUCUCGGCCUACGCCACGCUCUUCGCCAUCAUAGGCCUUGUGAUCUUGUGCGUCGGCAUUUACGCUGAAGUGGAAAGGCAGAAGCACCGGACCCUGGAAGGGCUCUUCCUCGCCCCAGCCAUCCUCCUCCUCCUCCUGGGCAUCACCAUGUUCGCUGUGUCCUUCAUUGGGAUGGUGGGCUCCCUCCGAGACAACCGGACGAUGCUCAAAACCUUCUUCUGUGUUCUUUUGGCGAUCUUCAUCAUUGAAUUGCUGCUGCUGUUUAUUGAAAUCAUCUUCGAAAGACAGAUGAAUGCGGUCUUCCAUGCCAGCCUUCAGGAUGGGAUAAAACACUACUACGAUGACUUGGAUUUCAAAAACAUUCUGGACUUUGUCCAACAAAAGUUUUCCUGCUGCGGAGGGGACGAAUUCAAAGACUGGCACGUGAACCCCUACCAUUCCUGCAAUGGCACCGGACCCCUGGCUUGUGGGGUGCCCUACACAUGCUGCAUCCGGCAGGCUCCGGGAAAAGUCAUUAACACACUCUGCGGAUACCGGACACUAAAUAAAGAGCGGUUGGAGCUGGUGGACACGAUCCACGUCCGUGGCUGCAUCCAUGCGGUCGGCUUGUGGAUGAAGGACAACUUCGAAGCCACUUUGGGAAUUGUCUGCUCCUUGCUGCUCCCUCAGGCUGUCGGCUUGGUGAUGGCUUGGCUCUACUGGCAGAAGCUGGACGACAUCCAUGACAGCCUGGACACUGUGGAUUUCAAGCGGCUGGACAUGAGCGACUUUGACUUUGACUCGCUGGACCUCACAGGGGCCGGCUGGUGCUGGUGCUUGCCCAGGGAAGGCGGCUACCUGCCGGUCCACAGCAAAGAGGACGAUGGGGCUGGGGAGGAUGUGGUGGACAAUGCCAUUGGCCAGAGCAAAGUAUGACCCCUUUGGGCCGUCUGGAGCAUUGACCACCAAGAGACUGACUGGGCAAAGGCUUGGAGGAGCCACAGGCAAGGGACGGAGAGCAGUGAGCUGGGUGCGCUCUCUGCUUUUGGUGUUUUAGUGGAGCAAGAAGUAGGCAUUGCAGGGUGUGCUGGUCUUUGGAAGAGAGAUUGUGUGUGUGCACACAUAGAGGGUUGUGUGUCUGUGCUGUUCGUAACUGAGGCUGCAUAGGAUGCGUUUUUACUGAUUAUGAGGCUUCCAUAGAUUUUGGUUUUUUGGUAUGUCUCAGUUUAAAAUAAAACAUAGUCUUGUU